Molecule: messenger RNA, 535 nt
Organism: Callithrix jacchus (white-tufted-ear marmoset)
Lineage: Eukaryota; Metazoa; Chordata; Mammalia; Primates; Cebidae
Gene: C5H20orf144
Product: chromosome 5 C20orf144 homolog
Source: RefSeq, a predicted model, not a curated record
ACAAUGUGGCCAAGACUGAGGGGGCAGAGCAGAUGGAGUGUGAGCCAUGGUCCCCAGUGGUGACCAGCCCUGCCAUGGGAAACAACGGAUCCCACAGAAGGACCAAAGCACCCAAGCAAGCCCACAAGGAGAGGCCAAGUGACAUGGACAAGGCCUGGUGGAGACAGUUCCUCAGCCACCUCACUCAGAAGAAGCCAGCUACCAGGAUCGCGCUGCUUCUCCCCUUAGACGAAGGGCAGCCGCUGGCCGAGGCUGGGCGACCGGGUGACGACGCAUCAGGCAGCGGGCUGGGCCCCCCGGUGGCGCCCAGGCUGUGCGGCAGCCGGAAGAGGUGUGACCGGUACCUCCCGCGGGGACGGGGACGGGGCCGGGCCCGGGCCGCGCUGAGCUGGCCGCGGCUGCACCCGCGCCUGCGGUCCCCAGGCAAGGCACCCGGUGAGGCCGGCCCCGCCCAAGAGCAGCCACGCAAACAGCACCACUGCCCUCGCUCACGGAUCUAAGCGCCUGGCCCUCCAAUAAAGAGCUUGUGGCAACC